AUGGCUCUCAAAGUCCUCAAUCCACAGGUGAAAAGUUCCCUGAGUGGGAGCAUGUUUUUGGACCAUGGCUUUAUAGAGGAGCAGAAGCCUCCACCUCCACUCCGCAGCUACCUAUGCUUGACUAUUUUCACCUGCUUCUGUCCUGCAUACCCUGUCAACAUUGUGGCCCUGGUCUUCUCUAUCAUGUCUAGGAACAGUUAUUACCAUGGCGACUAUGACGGGUCCAGGCAACUGGGCAAGAAUGCUCUUUAUGUCGCUGUCGCCUCGAUUAUCAUCGGCCUGCUCAUCAUCGCCAUUUCCUGCAUCGUUCAUUUGACCACAGUAGUCUUGGUCAUCCUGGCCGAUGUGGACGUGUUGCUAGCUGUGGUGCGUUUGGGGAGCACUCCAUGA
This is a messenger RNA of Pleuronectes platessa (European plaice), 390 nucleotides long. Its product is annotated as transmembrane protein 233. Lineage: Eukaryota; Metazoa; Chordata; Actinopteri; Pleuronectiformes; Pleuronectidae. The transcript is spliced from 4 exons. Gene Ontology annotation, cellular component: membrane. The record is from RefSeq and is a predicted model, not a curated record. Bases 1 to 390 code for a protein of 129 amino acids.